Babesia sp. Xinjiang is the source of this 1383-nucleotide messenger RNA. RefSeq lists its product as uncharacterized. The record is from RefSeq and is a predicted model, not a curated record. Bases 1 to 1383 code for a protein of 460 amino acids. Lineage: Eukaryota; Apicomplexa; Aconoidasida; Piroplasmida; Babesiidae. The transcript has a single exon.
AUGGCGUUCCUGACGCCGUCUAAAAGACAGGACAUACACUAUGGUUCUCAUUAUCGCAGUGUUACUCAGCUUGGAGUAGACAGCAGCGAAGGGUUAAAUACCGAAGAAACUCAAUGUCCCGUGGAGAGCCAACUGGGCAGAGUACAUUAUGACAAGGAAGAUCAUACCACUAUGCAUGAUGAGCUGGAAAGAAAGAGCGUUGAUUAUAUUGAUAAUAAGUUGCUAGAGGAACCGACAGAUCGACAAUCUGCGGAGGCUGCCAGCGCCAAAGGCUCUGACGCAAAUGAUGGAUCACAGUAUUUUAAUUGGGAAAAGGUCCGUGAUAACGGGAACAUGUUGAGUGACGAGGUUGUCAAAUCUGUCGACUCUACUGGGUCUAAGGAACUAGAGAAAGGAGAAAGACCGACGGUAUCGGGUCAUGGCACAGACGCCAUACUCAAUCUAGAGGAGUAUCCGAUAAACGUGAAUAGUGGCCGACUUAACGAAUGGUGUCCAUCAUGGAAAGAGGGUGAAAAGGUUAUGUCUUUCUUUCCAAUUAUUGUAGACCAAUACUCCCUCGUACCGUCACCGUUGCAAUUGGGGUACGAGGAACCAGUAAUCUUCAGGGGUAAAUACGUUGACAUGACAUUUAACUCGGUGCUAGAUACACUGGACAUUCCGGGAAAAGAUCCCAAACAGAUAUAUGGUAUGUGCUUCAUCAACCCAACCUCGGGACAGCUAGCACCGCUUGCCGUCUAUGCUGAACUCCUUUCAAAAGAGGCUUUUGUUGACGGAGGAGGAGAAAGAAUUAAGGUCACAGGACGUGUCCUAGGCCGGGUUGUUAUCCAUAAAAUAGUUAUGGAGGAACCGUUUAUCAAAGCUAAAAUCAUACCUAUUGAAGAUGACCCGAACUUUACAAACGCUGAGGAAGUACCAAAGAUAGUCGACGAAAUCACAAACCUACAUGAAAAUUGCAACAAGAUAGAAUGUGAAAUUAUGGAAAUGCUACAUCAGCCAUAUGCUGUAGCACGUAUUAAAGCCAGGCCAAACCUGCACGACCUCAUCGACCAGAGACUCAACCAUUUCAACGUAGAUCUCGCCAAGGGCCCUCAAGCAUUUGCACAGAUCGCCGCAUACACAGCAUUCGACUAUCAUCUCACAGCAGAUGAGCGAUAUGAUGCGUUAUCAAUGCAAAAUUCAUUUGAUAGAUUGAGGUUUGUCAGGGACAAUCUCAGGCUCAAACUCAAGCAGUUGAACAUUCUUAAAAAGGCACCAAGAGACAAGUUGGAUGAAAUAGUUGAUCAAAUGAAGAAUAUGCAACUAAAUAGGGAUGACGCUUACGCACAAAUUGCCAAGGAAGUUCAAAACGAUACCGAAGAAGAGGUCGAAUCGGAAGAACAGUAG